GCGCGGACAUGUCGGUGGCGUUCGCGGCCCCGAGGCAGCGCGGCAAGGGGGAGAUCACGCCCGCCGCCAUCCAGAAGAUGUUGGAUGAAAACAACCACCUCAUUCAGUGUAUAAUGGACUACCAGAAUAAAGGCAAGACGUCAGAAUGCUCUCAGUAUCAACAGAUGUUACACACAAACCUGGUCUACCUGGCGACGAUAGCAGACUCCAAUCAGAACAUGCAGUCGCUUUUACCAGCUCCCCCCAGCCAGAACAUGGCCCUGGGAUCCGGCGGGGUGAGCCAGGCGGGCCCGGCGGCGGCGGCGGCGGCGGCGACCCGCCCCCACAGCCUGCCCGCGGACGGGAUGGGAGCCAGCGCUCUCCCCACCCCUCACAUGCAGGCGCAGAUGAACGGCCAGAUGCCCGGGCCCAACCACAUGCCUAUGCAGGGACCCGGACCGAAUCAACUGAAUUUGACCAACAGUUCCAUGAACAUGCCGCCCGGGAGCCACGGGUCCAUGGGGGGUUAUAACCACUCGGUGCCAUCCUCUCAGAGCAUGCCGGUGCAGAACCAGAUGACCAUGAGCCAGGGGCAACCGAUGGGCAACUACGGGCCAAGACCAAACAUGAACAUGCAGCCGAACCAAGGCCCGAUGAUGCAUCAACCUCCUCCUGCGCAGCAGUACAGCAUGGCCCAGGGCGGAGGCCAGCAUUACCAAGGCCAGCAGCCGCCCAUGGGCAUGAUGAGCCAAGUCAACCAAGGAAAUCACAUGAUUGGGCAGAGGCAGAUGCCCCCUUACCGGGCACCCCAGCAAGGCCCUCCGCCCCAGCAGUAUUCCGGCCAGGAGGAUUAUUACGGGGACCAGUAUAACCACAGCGGAGGACAAGGCCCUCCGGAUGGCGUGAGCCAGCAAUAUUACGCCGACGGUCAUAAUGGUUACGCUUAUCAGCAACCGUCGUAUCCUGAACAAGGCUACGAUAGGCCUUAUGAGGAUUCCUCACAACAUUACUACGAAGGAGGGAAUUCCCAGUACGGACAGCAGCAGGAUGCGUACCAAGGCCCCCCUCAGCAGCAGGGAUACCCACCGCAGCAGCAGCAGUAUUCCGCUCAGCAGGGCUACCCCGGCCAGCAGCAGGGCUACGGUCCUUCUCAAAGUGGCCCAGGUCCGCAGUACCCCAAUUACCCGCAGGGACAAGGCCAGCAAUAUGGGGGCUACCGGCCCGCCCAGCCCGGACCCCCGCAGCCACCCCAGCAGAGGCCUUACGGAUACGACCAGGGUCAGUACGGAAAUUACCAGCAGUGAAAAAGAACUUACAUUCCAGUAGCCAGAAUCUAUCAGCAGCAGCCAUAUCGUCACCUCAGCACUGUGGACAACCCCCUAUGAAGAAAACCUUCCAUUCCAUCUGGUCUUUGGGAAGACAAACAACAACAAAAAAAAAAAGAAAAAAAAAGCUUGUGAAUAAACGGCUGUUUUUCGGUAAGCAGCUUCGAUGAGCUAGUUCUAAAAGGCUACCCACCGUCUCUCCAGAAUACUCCGAUUUCACUCUCCACUCUAGAUGGCAUCCUUGGACAGAAAAUACCGCGCCGGAACAACCCAUUUGCAAUGAUUUCCGAACCGUGUCUCAAAUGGACGGUUGCAGGCUGAAAGGUGUGAACGGCUUUGUAUGUUUAUGAAGGUUAUGGGAAUUUCAUAUUUUUCCACAGAUUCUUUUGUAAGGGGCAAGGGGAAAGGCACACUUUUUACAGCAGCAAUAUUUUGUAUAACCGUGUUCCGUUCAGGCAGCGAAUAUGCAAGGCAGUGCGUAUUUCACCGGGCAGGUCGAGAGCCCUUCCGUCGAUGCGGAUCGGGGUGUGGUAAAUGGGGAUGCCGGGGUGCCCCAUAAGGAGAGAGGCAGAAAGGAAGCAGACCCCAGGCCCACCUGUAGGUCCUCGGGCUGGAAAUGUCGACUCCUCCGUCCCCGUCAGAUCGAUAAACGCGGGGCGGUGCCGUCUUGAACAUAAGAAUACUUUUUUUUUUUUAAAAAAAAAGAAGCUUUCCUGUUUUUUGGAGAAAAGCAUUUUUGUACAAAGGGUUUAUUAUAAAGUUUAGAAAGGGCGGUCCUGAGAACCGCCUCCGGGCGGGAGCUCCGACAGCGUCCUCACAACUUGCCCUCCGCGGAACCGGCCCCGUCCCUCCUACAGCAAUAACCAAAACCGGAGGUCUCCUUUUCGCCCCGUUGGAAUAAGCGAGGACUCACGUAAACAACGUCCGGACGUUGUUAGCUGUUACUGGCCGAAGAAUCUGGGCCUAACAAAAUAGCGUAGACUUUGGAAACCUUUAUCUCAACUUUCUUACCUGGGAGUGAUUUCUUUAAGAGGGGGAAUUUUUUUUUUUCUUUUUUCCCUACCCGAUGCGUUUUCCCACCGGUUCCGGGACGGAUGAUAAGAAGACGUGGAGCGGUUAGGUCCGGUCCGGGCUUAGGCGGUGAACCCCGUUCAUGCGGAGGGGGUGGGGUGGCUGAUGGCCGCCGACCUCUGUCCCGGUGCCCGGGGACAGCUACAGCGUGAGGCGACCCGAGUCAGAGGUUGGCAGCCAGACGUGGUCCGGAGAUAGGACCGCAGGCACGUGGACGUCCUCGACGGCAAUCGGUACGGGAGGACGGAGUGAGAAACCCAAACCGGCCCACCGAUAAACUAGCCGGGCCAAGCGGCCUCUGCCUCGGGAGCGGGAUCGAUUAUUUGGCAUCCAAGGAGGCCUUUGCCCUUCUAACAGGAAAGAAACCGAUGUCAAGCGUAUAGCAUCCGGACCAGUUCAGUCUACACUUCGGAGGAGCCGCGUCAAUUCGCCCGUUGUUUUGUAAGGGGAGGACAAUUUUCUUUUGAGUGAAGUUGGUCAGUCGAAAAUGCACAUCAAGGAGUGAACAGAUAAAGCAGGGAACAUCACAUUAGUGUGAUUGAAAUGCCAGUAGGUUCCGUGCCAAUUUCCCACCACUGUGUACUUCAUUGCUAUUUAAAACUGUAUCAACUCUAACGGAAGAAUAAAUUAUUUGUGAUUUUAAUUUU
Molecule: messenger RNA, 3022 nt
Organism: Tachyglossus aculeatus (Australian echidna)
Lineage: Eukaryota; Metazoa; Chordata; Mammalia; Monotremata; Tachyglossidae
Gene: SS18
Product: SS18 subunit of BAF chromatin remodeling complex
Exons: 11
Coding region: 9-1283 (424 amino acids)
Biological process (GO): positive regulation of transcription by RNA polymerase II
Cellular component (GO): nucleus
Molecular function (GO): transcription coactivator activity
Source: RefSeq, a predicted model, not a curated record